AUGGGGUCGUUUCUCUGUAUCGGAGGCGCCGCCGUUUGCGUCGCAACCACAACCAACGGAGCCUUUAUUGCUGGCCGUAUCCUCCUUGGCAUGGGCGGCGUCAUGUGCUCCUCUGUCUCGACAGUCCUCAUGACAGAAUUGGCAUAUCCAGCGCACCGCGCAACGGCGACGGCACUCAGUAGCACGACAUAUAGCGUCGGUGCCAUUCUCGCCGCAUGGGUUGCUUUCGGCAGCUUCCGCAUCGAGGAUUCAUGGUCUCCUCGAUGGCUUUGCAGCAAGGGCAAGGAACAGACGGCGCUCGAAAUUCUCACUAAGUACCACGGUGCUGGCAGCGUUGAUGACGUGGUCGUGCAGCAUGAGUACUCAGAAAUUCGUGAUACCAUCGAGGCCGAGAUCUCGCAAAACAAGAACCCCUUCCACCUCAAGGCCCUGUUUGCGACUCCAGGCAACCGAUGGCGCUCAUUUAUUAUUAUCUGGUGUGGUAUUUGCAAGCAACUCAGUGGGAAUGGCCUGAUAAAUUAUUAUACGAAUGAUCUACUGAAGAGCGUCGGCAUCACGAAACAGAUCGAGACGACACUCAUCACGGCAACGUCGCAGAUGUUCAGCUUCGCAUGCUCCUUCGUAUUUGCCUUCCUUCCUUCGCGUGUCGGUCGCCGGCCCUUAAUGUUGACCAGUAUGGCCGGUAUGUGGGUUGUGUUUGUCGUCAUCACAGCCACAACUGGAGCCUACGUUGAGACGGGCAGCCGACACGCUAGCUAUACGACCGUCGCUUUCAUUUACUUAUACAGCGGGGUUCAUAAUCUGGGAUGGACAGGCGCGCAGAUGCUAUACAUCGUCGAGAUCCUUCCUUACACUAUCCGCGCCAAAGGUAUGGCCAUGUUCUCACUUGUCGCGGGUAUUUGUGGCGCCUUCAACACUUACGUCAACCCGCUCGGCAUCGCUGCCAUGUCUUGGAAAUAUUACUUCUUCUAUGUCGGCUGGAUCAUCGUCCAAUUCGUUGUCGUGUAUCUUGUGUUUCCAGAGACCAAAGGCCCUAGCUUGGAACAGAUUGCUUUGCUCUUUGACGGAAAGGAUGCCCAAAUCGGGAGAGUUAACGCAGUGGCGGACGAGAUGCUUCAUGAAAAAGAGGGUGGUAUUUCUGUAGAGACGCGAGAGAAACAAUAG
Colletotrichum spaethianum is the source of this 1164-nucleotide messenger RNA. RefSeq names its product lactose permease. Gene Ontology annotation, cellular component: membrane. Gene Ontology annotation, molecular function: carbohydrate:proton symporter activity. The record is from RefSeq and is a predicted model, not a curated record. The transcript has 4 exons. Gene Ontology annotation, biological process: transmembrane transport; carbohydrate transport. Lineage: Eukaryota; Fungi; Ascomycota; Sordariomycetes; Glomerellales; Glomerellaceae. The coding region runs from base 1 to 1164 and encodes 387 amino acids.